AUGGUGACAGCCAUGUCGGUGCGGGUGCGGUUCCUGUCCUCCGGGGACGCCGCGGCCGUGGGGGUCGUGGGCCGGAGCGCCUCCUUCGCCGGCUUCAGCAGCGCCCAGAGCCGCAGGAUCGCGAAGUCCAUCCAGAGGAACUCGGUGAGGUCUCGCAUCCCUGCCAAACCCCCCAAGAUGUACGGCACGCUGCGGAAGGGGCCCGUGUGCCCGGACUCCAAGACACAGCAAGUGCGGAGGAUCUUCGAGGCGCUGAGGAGAGGCCUCAAGGAGCACCUGUGCGUCCAGCAGGCCGAGCUGGACUACCUGUCAGGACGCCACAAGGACACCCACAGGAAUUCCAGGCUGGCUUUCUAUUACGACCUUGACAAGAAGCAAACACGCUCUGUGGAGAGGCUCAUCCGGAAGAUGGAAUUUCACAUCAGCAAGGUGGACGAGCUGUACGAGGGCUACUGCAUCCAGUGCCGCCUGCGGGACGGCGCCUCCAACAUGCAGCAGGCCUUCUCCCGCUGCCCGCCCAGCCGCGCCUCCCGGGAGAGCCUGCAGGAGCUGGGCCGGAGCCUGCAGGAGUGCACCGAGGACAUGUGGCUCAUCGAGGGGGCCCUGGAAGUCCACUUGGGCGAGUUCCACGUCAGGAUGAAGGGCUUGGUGGGCUACGCACGCCUCUGUCCAGGAGACCAGUACGAGGUGCUCAUGCGCCUGGGCCGCCAGCGCUGGAAGCUGAAGGGCCGAAUCGAGUCUGACGACAGUCAGACCUGGGACGAAGAGGAGAAGGCCUUCAUCCCCACUCUGCACGAGAACUUGGAGAUCAAGGUGACAGAGCUGCGUGGCCUGAGCUCCCUGGCGGUGGGCACGGUGACGUGUGACAUCACCGACUUCUUCACGACCCGGCCGCAGCUCAUCGUAGUGGACAUCACGGAACUGGGCACCAUCAAGCUGCAGCUGGAGGUGCUGUGGAACCCGUUCGAUACCGAGAGCUUCCUGGUGUCACCCAGCCCCACAAUCAAGUUCUCCGUGGGCAGCAGGAAGAGCUCCCUGUACAGCUGGACGCCCCCGAGCACCCCCAGCUUCCGGGAGAGGUACUACCUGUCCGUCCUGCAGCAGCCGGCGCAGCAGGCCUUGCUGCUGGGCAGUCCCAGGGCCACCUCCAUCCUCAGCUACCUGUCGGACGGCGACCUGCGGGGCCCCGGCCUGUGCCGCCGGAGCCAGGAGCUGCCGGAGAUGGACUCCUUCAGCUCGGAGGACCCCCGAGACACCGAGACCAGCACGUCGGCAUCCACCUUGGACGUGGGGUUCCUGCCCUUGGCCAUCGGCCCCAACACCUCCACGGAAGAGGAGGCUCAGGAGGACUCCCCGCCCCUGGGCCUCCUGCCGGAGAUGGUCCCCCUGUCUGGAGGCACACUGGUGGAGCGGCCUGGCUGGAGGAACCUGGGGGUAGAGAGCCCCAAUCUGCCCGGGGGCGCCCCACUCCACAACCACACGAUGCCGGGCGGCCAGAAAGACCACGAUGCAGGAGAACCCGGGGACGGAGUGGAUGGGCCUGGGGUGGCCCUCGAGAGGCCCCUGCAGGAGGUGCUGGAUUUGCUGAGGUGCACAGCCCCCGCCCAGCCCCGGCUCCAGGAGCUGGAGUACCAGGUCCUCAGCGUCAGGGACCGGCUGAAGCCCCGCGGAGGCCGCCGGGAGCACAGCUCGGCCGAGAGCCUGAUGGAGUGCAUCCUGGAGAGCUUCGCCUUCCUCAACGCUGACUUUGCCCCCCACGAGCUGUCCCUCUUUGGGGGUCCCCAGGGUCCCCGAAAGGACAGGACCCGGCCCCCACCACCGUCCCUGAGAGAGUCCUCCCGGGAGCUCACGGCCGGUGCCCCCGAGCUGGACACGCUGCUCACCGUCCACCUGCACGUCUGCAAGGCUCUGCUGCAGAAACUGGCCUCCCCUAACCUGUCGAGGAUGGUCCAGGAGAGCCUUCUGGAAGAAGCUGCACAGCAAAAGCAGGUCCUGGAGACCCUGUCUCUGCUGGAUUUUGAGAAGGUCAGAGAGGCGACGUCUGUGGAGGAGAUCCUCCCGCAGGCCGCAAGGAGGAAGGGCUGCCUGAAGCUGUGGCAGGGGUGCACGGAGCCCGGCGGGGUCCUGGCCUGCCCCGCCACCACGCUCCUGAGCCAGCUCAAGAAAACGUUCCUGAACAGAGUCAGGGGGAAGUACCCGGGACAGCUGGAAAUAGCGUGCCGCAGGCUCCUGGAGCAGGUGGUCAGCUGCGGCGGGCUGCUCCCCGGAACCGGCCCCCCCGAAGAACAGACUGUCACCUGGUUCCAGUUUCACAGCUACCUGCAGAGGCAGGGUGUCUUGGACCUGGAGAAGCACUUUGCCCAGCUCACCAAGGAAGUGACCCUCGUGGAGGAGCUGCAGUGCACGGGGCAGGCCAAGGCGGUCAGGAAGCUGGAGGGGAAGCGGCUGGCCCAGCUCCAGCCCCUGCCCCAGACCCUAAGGGCCUGGGCCCUGCUGCAGCUGGACGGGCCUCCGAAGGUGUGCAGGGCGGCCAGCGCGUCUCUGGCCAGCGCCGCCAAGAACAAGAGCUUCCGGGAAAAGGCUCUGCUUUUCUACACCAACGCCCUGACGGAGGACGAUGCAAAGCUCCAGCAGGCGGCAUGCAUGGCACUGAAACAUCUCAGGGGCAUCGAAAGCAUUGAUCAGAUUGCUGGCCUGUGCCAAUCUGACCUGGAAGCUGUGAGGACGGCAGCCCGGGAAGCCACGCUGUCAUUCGGUGAAAAAGGACGCUUCGCUUUUGAGAAAAUGGGCAAACUUUGCUUAGAACAAAGAGAAGAAACCUUUUUCCAGGAGGCAGAUGUUGAAAUCACAAUAUUCUAA
Molecule: messenger RNA, 2859 nt
Organism: Pipistrellus nathusii (Nathusius's pipistrelle)
Lineage: Eukaryota; Metazoa; Chordata; Mammalia; Chiroptera; Vespertilionidae
Source: the annotation of a GenBank genome assembly